Messenger RNA from Pleuronectes platessa (European plaice), 1188 nucleotides. It is a transcript of the gene guca1d, whose product is annotated as guanylate cyclase activator 1d. NCBI's taxonomy places the organism in Eukaryota, Metazoa, Chordata, Actinopteri, Pleuronectiformes, Pleuronectidae. The transcript is spliced from 4 exons. The record is from RefSeq and is a predicted model, not a curated record. Gene Ontology annotation, molecular function: calcium sensitive guanylate cyclase activator activity; calcium ion binding. The coding region runs from base 1 to 558 and encodes 185 amino acids.
AUGGGGAACCACGGCUCGAACCUGGAAGACAUCCUGGCGGAGGACAUGCACCACUGGUACAACAAGUUCAUGAGAGAGUCUCCGUCAGGACUCAUCACGCUGUUCGAGCUGAAGGCCAUUCUGGACCUGAAGGGCAUGAACGAGAACGCCAGCAGCUACGUGGACCAGGUGUUCUUCACCUUCGACAUGGACGGGGACGGUUACAUCGACUUUGUGGAAUACAUCGCCGCCGUCAGUCUGAUGCUGAAAGGAGAAAUCAACCAGAAACUGAAGUGGUACUUCAAACUGUUCGACCAGGACGGCAACGGGAAGAUCGACAAGGACGAGCUGGAGACCAUCUUCUCGGCCAUCCAGGACAUCACACGGAACAGAGACAUCGGCCCAGAGGAGAUCGUCUCGAUCAUAUUUGAGAAGAUAGACGUGAAAGGAGAAGGUGAGUUGACGCUUGAGGAGUUCAUCGAAGGAGCCAGAGACCACGAGGACAUAAUGGACAUGCUGAAGAACCUAAUGGACCUGACGCCAGUGUUACUCAUCAUCGUGGAGGGGCGGGCGGGUUGAGAUCGAGAGCCGGAGCUGCAGAAGGACCACAAAGACUGAAGCAGAACCCCUCCCCCAAAAGAAUCCAUGGACCCUCACCCCUUCGAGAAGAGAAAGACUUGUUCUCCCCUUUCUGCUGUUUGCUGGUCUGGACGAGGCAGCAGGAAGCAACAGGUGCUGAAAAUAUCAAACAUUUUUGACGGCCUAGAAGUGGUUGUCCAGACUCCGCACAUCCAACUGUCCCUCGUCCUCUUCGUCCUCCUCGUCCUCCUCGUCCUCCUCGUCCUCAUCGUCCCCAGGUGUCAGGUUGAAAAGGGAACAACGAUAUCUAAAGACUCUGUGUCCAUCUGAACUGUCUGUCCUCUCACAGUUCUCGUGGUUAUGAAAGAGCCCGGACACGUUCUGGGACAUGGUCCAAAUGAAUAGAAGUUGAACUCAGUUUCUCAGAUUGGUUUGUUAUUCUCUGGUCUCAUGACUCCAGACUUCAUUCAUACAUAAUAACUUCUUUUCUAACAGCUUGAUUAUAGACCUUUGGUUAUGUAGAAAAACAUCGUAUUCAUCAAACUAUCUCUGGUUCCGUCGUCGAGCAGCAGCAUCGAACCCUUCCUGUCCAGACCCCAAUCUUCAGCCUGGAUUUUAGUGAAACCUGUU